Molecule: messenger RNA, 2328 nt
Organism: Psylliodes chrysocephalus
Lineage: Eukaryota; Metazoa; Arthropoda; Insecta; Coleoptera; Chrysomelidae
Source: the annotation of a GenBank genome assembly
CGUAUAGUAAUCAACUGCCGCGUUUGCGAAUCCACAUCGGAUGCAUUUUUUACAUCUCGAGCGUUUUUUUAUCCACAUCUGACACAUCUGUCCCAUUACAUUUAUAUACACUGAAUCACGUGAUCAAAGAUUUACUACAUCUCAGAUGCAUCCGAUGUGGAUUCUCAAACGCAGCAAAAGUAUGUGGGUAAAUGCACUCACAUAGUUUUUCUAUGCUCACAUCAUUUAACCCUAGAUUGUAGAUUCGUUUAAAAAUGUUCAUACAUCUAUUUCUAUUAUUCUGAUCAAGAUUAAAUUUUACGCAUUUAUUAAAUUUCUUUAAAGAAAAUAUGGAUGAUAAAGUUAAUGACUUCUUGAAUGAAAUCAAUGAAAUAGCACCAGCACCUCCUCAGAGACCACCACCUCCAAAACCAGAAGAUCAAGUGUGGAAACAGUGUUAUGACGAACUCACGGGCUAUGCAUAUUAUUGGAAUAAAAAAACAGAUAAAGUUACUUGGAAUCCUCCAGAACCAUUAUUUAACAAAGGGACUUCAAAACCACAAGUGGCAAAGAAAAAUAUGUACAUUCCGACAUUAUUUCCAGGAGUUAAUAGUAGUAGGACCAAAGAUAUACCAAAGGAUAUAAAAAUUUAUUCGAUUGGGGAUGGCAUCAACAAAUUACCUAAGAAGGAACCACUAAAGAGACCAUUUAAGAAAGAAAGUGAUUCAGAAGAUGAAAAAAUUACUUUGAUAUCGUCAUACGGCACUGACUCAGAAUCUGAAGAUGAAUGUAUAGAAGAGAAAAAAACAAAAAUAGAAGUGAAACCAUCAUCAGUAAUACCAGAAAGUCCUAAUUUAGAUGAAGAUAAUAUUGAUAUUUUGGCUAAGAUACAUAAAAGAGCACAAGAACUUAAAACACUUGGAGGAGAUAUUCCAGCAGAAGUAAAGGAUGUUGUGGAAAGCUCCAAAACGGCCCUUCUAAAAUGUAAAAAAACCAUAACCGGUGUUUCAUUAGUAGCUGGUUACAGUGACAGCGAUGAAGAAAAUGAAGAAAUAAAAGCAGUUUUACAAUCUAAAGAUGAACAAUCUCAAAUUUCUCAUAGUACUCUUUUUCCUAUUACCAAGCCUAUUAAUAUCAAUGAUUUUAAAUCGCCAGAGAAAAUAGAAAAUAAUACAAAUGUAAAUAAUUGUGAUAGUUUCGAUAAUAAAGCAUUUCAAAGAAAAAGAAGAAUAGGAAUUGCUUUAGUAAAUACAACAAAAAAACAUUCUGAAAUAGAUAAUGAAGAAGAUGUAAGAAAAGGGUUAGGUUUUGAACAAAACGAAAAUUCAAAUAAACCCAAAGAUAAUAUAUAUCAAGGACUGAGAAUAGGUGGCAUAGCAUUCGAAAAGUCUGAAACAUUAAAUCCAGUAAACACUACUGAUGAACAAAAAUCUGCUUCUAGAUUAAAAGAAAAUGAAGAUGAUGUCAAGAAUUUAGAAGCAAUUAAUGACAUGUAUUCAACGUUACGAGAAAAAUUGACAUUUUUAAAUGAAGGAAGACCAGAUAUAUCUCCAGUGCAGCUAAUGCUUAUUCAAGCAGAAACUUUAUUUAUGGCUAUGAACGAUGGAGCGUUAAAAUUGUCAUAUCUUCAAAAAUGGCUAAAGGAAACAUGUUCGGAGUUAAUAAAACUGGAAAAAGAAGCAACCCCUGCAGGCUGGAUGCUGCAAUGGGAUAAGACGCACAAGCGAUAUUUUUACCAAAAUUUGACUACCGGUGAAAGUAAGUGGGAAUAUCCACAACCCGAGCUCAGUACUUGUGAUGAUGCCAUGGAUAUAUCUACUACCCCACCACAUAUUGACACAGAAGUAACUAAUCCUAUGUCACCACCUCUUCCUCCUACUAUACGUAGUCCCACUCCGCCUCCGCCGCCUAUAAUUAGUAACAUUAAUCCAGAAGUUAAUUUUAAAGUUUUAGAUGUUCCACUUCCAAAAAAAUCUGUACCGCAAAAAUCAUUAUUAGACAGUAAUACACAACCCUUACCUCCUGGUGUGGAUAGACAUGAAAUUCAUACUUUUACACAACCAAAGGAACCAGAAAUCUCGGACCCUUUAAAUUCAGCUUUAGAUUCAUUUUACUCCGAUAUCGCUGCCAUCAGUUCGCCACCACCAACACUUCCGCAUAAUGAAGAUCCAAUUUUGGAAACCAAUAGUACAGAAAUUAAAACAGACAUGCUAAAAAAGAAGAAGAAAACAAAGGUUAAAUUAGCCCCAGGAUUAGUAAUGAAGAAAAAAGGAGUAUCUAAGUUGGUUGAGAAGUGGAAAAAUUUAGAAUAUUAAUUAAUUGUUAAUAAGAAUAUGUAAAUAAAUAUUU